UUCGAAAAAGCAAAGGCCGACAUCAUGGCGAAUCCCUUUUGAUGGACGACGACCUGGAUGGCUGCGACAUGGCCGCCAAUCCGUUUCUCAUGCAAUCGGAACCGGAAUCUAGUACGGAUAAUCCCUUUGGAGCAGCCACUGGUGCCUCCAAUCCCUUUGCCUUCGGUGGCGAUGAUCUCGAAGCGGAGCCGGAACCGCUGGAGUCGGAGGCGGAGGCAGCCCGUGACAAUGAUCUCGAUCCGGCGAUGAGUUUCUUCGGUACCACCAUCGAGGCGGAGGACGAUGCGCUGAGCCUGAAGUCGGCCGCCGAGGAGGAGGACAUCGAGGGUGGCAAGAGGCCACCGCAACAGCACGCACACGCACACCCGCCCCCGCCACGCCCCCAGGCGCCGCCUCAGAGCACCCAGGAUCUGAUUAGCACGGUGUCCAGUCAACUGGAGGAGACCAGUUCGGAGCUGUUGGGUCGCAUCCCGGCGACCCGAUCCCCCAGUCCGGUAUCGAUGCGGGAUCUUCACUCGCCCAGUCCCACUCCCGACUCGGGAUUGGCCGACCUGCUGGACGUGUCGGUGGACAGCGGUUCCAGCGGAGUGGUGGAUCUGAUGGGCACUGGCGCUGGUUCUGGUGUAGGUGUUGUGCCCAUGGACAAUCCGUUUGCGGUGCCGACGGCAGUGCCGAACAUACAGGCGGCAGCUCCGUUGCCCGCCACGCCGGCAAAGCAGCCGCCACGCCCACCACCGCCACGCCCCGCUCCGCCACGUCCCACGCCCCCCGGGCAGGUGGCGGCGCCCCAAAGACCACCGCCACCGGUGUCGGCAGUGGCUGCGGCUCCUCCAGCCGCGGAGGAUGACCUGCUGGACAUGUUCGGCACCACGGCAAGCAGGCCGCCCAAGCCACCGCCACCCAAGUCCAAGGAGGACAUACUGAGUCUCUUCGAGCAGCCCCAAGCACCGCCAGCACCCAAACCGGAUCUCUUGCAUGACGAUCUGCCCGAGACGAAGCCGGAGGAUGGAGGACAGGAGGAGCGCCAUGGAGACGGAGAGGGCAGCAACUCGCGGGAUGAGCCGGCGGCCACUGGAUUGGAGCGACAGGCGGCGGCCAACAACCACAUGGCUGCCCCGCCGGAAACGGCCAGCAGGCAGAGGGCGCCCACGCCGGACAUCGAGAUCACCACGGUGGAGGAUCUGCCCCGCUCCGACGACGAGGAUGAGCCGGAGGUCAAGCCGGAGCCAGAGAAAGAUCCGGAACCAGAGCCGGAGCCACAAAUCGAACCGGAAUCGGAACCGCAACCGGAAGCCGAUCCACCCAUCUCCGAUCACAGUCCGCCAACGGAAUCACUGGUGUCCACCGCUCAGGUCGUCCUGGCCGAGGACGAACCAGAGCCGGAGCCGGAACCGGAGCAAAUGGACACCGGACUGGACUUUCCGGUGGCCACCAGUGGUCUGGCCAGCGGCCAAUUGUCCGCCAAUCCCUUCGCCAGUCCCGAGGAAGAGGAGCAGGAGCCCGCCUUCGCUCCCGUGGUGGUGGCCAACAUCUUUGCCGUGGACGAUCCGGAACCGGAACCGGAAACACAGCCGGAAAGGGUGGAGCCGCCCAGCUAUGCGGCCAACAUCUUUGCCGCCGAGCCGGACGAAUUCGAUGCCUUCUCGGCCAAGUUCGACUCGGUGAAGAAGGACAACAUCAGCAUCCUGGACGGCUUCGGGGGAUCCGGUGCCAUAACGCCCACGGGCGGAGAUGCUUGGGGUGACAGUGCUUUCGGAUCGGCCACGAUCUCGGCGAAUGCCUUUGGCGACACCAACUCGGCGGCGGACGACGGAUUUGGGAACGAGGACGACGAGUUCUACGCCAUGCAGGCGCCGGCACGCGCCGAUUCCGUGGAGUCGGUGGACAAGGAGUUCAGCGUGGUCAUCCGGCCCAAGGCGGAGGGCACUGGCGGUGUGGCUCCCCAGCUGGCGCCACCACCGCCGCCGGCACGGAUGGCACAGUCGCAGUCGCAGUCGCAGGCACAGUCACAAAGUGCAUCACCGCCGGCCGCCACGGUGAAUCCCUUCGAGGAUGUGAGCGGUUUUCCGGCUCCGGGCCCAACGGCAGCCACUGGAAGCGAUGGCAACGAUGGCACCGCCAUGAAGCGCUCCGACUCACAGGACACGCCGCAGACACCGCUGUACGACGAGGAUGUGUCACAGCCGCUGGAGGAGUUCCCGCGACUGCACUACAUGGGACCCGGCUGGGAGAUGCAGUUGCGCCAGCCCAACAAGAAGAAGAUCACCGGUCAGCGCUUCUGGAAGAAGAUCUUCGUGCGCCUGGUGGUGCAGAACGAUGUGCCGGUGGUGCAGCUGCUCAACCAGGCCGGCGACAAGCAACCCUUCCAGGAGCUGCCCCUGCAGCCAUCGUACUCCGUGUCGGAGAUCGGGGCCCAGCAGUACGACCAGUUCGGCAAGAUAUUCACGAUGAAGCUGCAGUAUAUCUUCUACAAGGAGCGACCCGGCGUGCGGCCCGGCCAGGUGACCAAAGCGGAGCGGAUCACCAACAAGCUGACCAAGUUCGCACAAUACGCCAUCGCCGGCGACUACGAGGGCGUCAAGGAGUUCGGCAGCGACCUGAAGAAGCUGGGCCUGCCCGUGGAGCAUGCGCCGCAGUCGUCGCAGCUCUUCAAGAUCGGAUCGAUGAACUACGAGGACAUGAAGCAGUUCUCCGUGUGCAUCGAGGAGGCACUGUUCAAGCUGCCAGCCCUGCGCGAGCGGGCACUCACCUACAAGAUGGAGGAGGUCCAGGUGACCGCCGUGGAUGAGAUCACUGUGGAGCAGGACUUCGAGGGCAAGAUCCUCAAGCAGAUUGCCCGGGUGCGACUCUUCUUCCUCGCCUUCCUCACCGGCAUGCCCACCAUCGAGCUGGGCGUUAACGAUAUGUGGCGGCAGGGGAAGGAGGUCGUCGGCCGGCACGACAUCAUCCCGGUGGCCACCGAGGAGUGGAUUCGGCUGGAGGCCGUCGAGUUCCACAGCGUGGUCAAUCAGCAGGAAUAUGAGAGAACGCGCACCAUCAAAUUCCAACCGCCCGAUGCCAACUACAUUGAACUGCUGCGCUUCCGUGUGCGUCCGCCCAAGAAUCGCGAACUUCCGCUGCAGCUGAAGGCCACCUGGUGCGUCACCGGCAACAAGGUGGAGCUGCGGGCCGACAUCCUGGUGCCCGGGUUCACCUCCCGCAAGCUGGGCCAGAUCCCCUGCGAGGAUGUCUCGGUGCGCUUCCCCAUUCCCGAGUGCUGGAUCUACCUGUUCCGCGUGGAGAAGCACUUCAGAUAUGGUUCCGUGAAGUCGGCACAUCGGCGAACGGGCAAGAUCAAGGGCAUCGAGCGCAUCCUGGGCGCCGUGGACACGCUGCAGGAGUCACUGAUCGAGGUCACCUCCGGACAGGCCAAGUACGAGCAUCAUCAUCGGGCCAUAGUGUGGCGAUGUCCUCGUUUGCCGAAAGAGGGUCAGGGUGCCUAUACCACACACCAGCUGGUCUGUCGCAUGGCCCUCACUUCGUACGACCAGAUCCCCAGCGAACUGGCGCCAUACGCCUUCGUGGAGUUCACUAUGCCCGCCACGCAGGUCUCGCAUACCACCGUGCGCUCCGUGAGUGUCCAGGAUUCGGAUGCCGAUGAGCCGCCGGAGAAGUACGUCCGCUACUUGGCACGGCACGAGUACAAGGUUGGCAUCGAGACCACGCACGGCGAGUCCACGAACGCGUAUCUGGCGGCAACGCGUCCCAUUCGCGAGGAACCUCCAAGCACGGCGGCCGCCAAGGUGACGGCCUCGCCGGUUCCGCCCAGCGAUUCGGACACGGACUCCAACUAAGUUGGAUUGGGAUUGGACUUGGGAGUCCCCCAAAUGAUUUGAAAAACGGCGGCUUUCUGUAGAUAUUCCUCGUGCAUGGUUUACCCAAUCGUUCUUGUUAUAUACAUAUUAUACAAUACGCAUAGAUAUAUCUGAACCCUAAUAUAUGCAUAUAUAUUUUCGUGUGCGUCUGCCGCAAUUUCCCCCUCUAGCUUGUGCAGCGUGUUCACCGCGUCGGGUUAGGUAAAGAUUAGUUGACAAUAAUGUUAAGUGCAGCAGCUGAAGAGCGCGAAGAUAACGAGGCAGACGAUGAUACGAAUAGAUGAGAUGAACACUGUGUAAAAAGCCAAAUGAACAAAUGAACGAAGAUCGAGACGAAUGGAUCUGAUGGAUCUGAUGGAUCUGUGGACACGUCAACGAAGGAACCGAUAGCCAACGCGUCCUAGGUAUCCUUUAUCCUGUAAGCCGCAUAGCCACAGCCAUAUUCACAUGACAUUACCUAGCCUAGCCUAAAAAAUCAACUUAUCUGCGUUACUUGUAGCCAUACGGUCACGUUAAAGUUAAUCGAUAUCAGACCAGAAUCGUACGUACAGUAAACCCAUACAUAUGCAUAGGGAUAAUGGUUAUAAUCUCAAGUCAUAAAAACAAACACACACACGAAGCAUAUAUAUAUAUAUAUAUAUAUAUAUACUAAAACUGAUGUAAUCUGAAGUAGGCAGUAAGCCAGGGAAAUGAAAAGCAAUUUCGCCAUACAUUGUUCUACGAACCAAGGCUCAAAUGCACAUAAGGGUAACCAAUACUGAAACGAGCUGCCAGCCUUACAUAGGGUUUUCCAACACUGGGUCGAGCUGCCAGCUUUGCAUAAUGUUAACCAAACACUGGAACAAGCAGCCAGCUUUACAUAAGGUUAAUCAACACUGGAGUGAGCGGUUAGCUUUACGUGACGUUAAUCAACCCUGGAGCGAGCUGCCAGGCUUACAUAAAGUUAACCAACACUGGCCAGUCUGCAUAUGUGGCAAGCGCAACUUGGUACUAUCCAUAACCAUCAGAUAAACUUUAAGCUUUAUGUAUACCAUUGAUUUAACGAUAAAUUUAGAGAUGAAUUCAAAACUCCAAGCGAACACGAAAACUUAAACGGAAAUGCAUAUUCAAAUGUUAUUGUUGUGAAUCAAAUGAAAUUAUAUUCAAACUAAACUAAAAAGUAAAGGUAAACCAUAUAGGCAAAUCAUCUUUGUUGAAGCAAAAAGUACUUUAAAUCAUAUGAGGAAAACAAAAAGCAAAACCUAACGUAAAACUAAAAAAAGAUAUUCAUAACUAUAUGCCAUACGUAUUGAUUGAUAAAUGAUUGAUUGAGUUUACUAGCAAGAUUGCAUAAUAAUAGAUUUGUUAAUUGCGUGUUAAAUGAAUAUAUUCUAUGAUCCCAGCUUAACCACCUCCCAAAACGUUUGCCUCUGUUCGAUUUCCCAUCCCCCCAACUCCAAGAACCCAACACUUUACUACACUUACCAUGUCAGAUCUACAACUACGAAAACACUUCGAACGACUCUCAAUGGAAUCACGAUUUAUUGAUAAUAGAGAAUGUGUAUAUUGUAUCCCUAAGAAAUGAAUCUUCAUUCAUAUAUUAUGUAUGUUACAUUAUUUACCUACGUUUAAUUCUACAUAUAUUAUAUAUCGUCUAUAACAUAUGUAUUGUAUGUACAAUAAAAAAAAAAGAAGAAAACCCAUGCAAACAGACCGAUCGGUUGACAAAACACUCUCACAUGUUAUAUUUAUAUAUUAAUUAUACAAAAAUCGACGGCUCCGCCGCAAUAUGUACCCCCGAUCCGAUCCGAUCCGAAUCGGACUGAGGACGUAUACUGCGUCGGGACUGGUCGAAAUUAUACAAAUAUGCGGCGCAAGCUAAUGGUAUUAACCGAUCAACUAAAUACAAUAUAAUGAAUUAUUAUGAACCGAACAAAAAAAAAAACGCAUUAUGAUGGAACAUUAUCUAGUCAAAUGAGAAAAUAAAUAUUGAGACAACAAAUAUUAAGCAAUGCAAA
Drosophila gunungcola (fruit fly) is the source of this 5851-nucleotide messenger RNA. RefSeq names its product protein stoned-B. Gene Ontology annotation, molecular function: clathrin-cargo adaptor activity. The record is from RefSeq and is a predicted model, not a curated record. Gene Ontology annotation, biological process: synaptic vesicle endocytosis; clathrin-dependent endocytosis; regulation of endocytosis. Gene Ontology annotation, cellular component: AP-2 adaptor complex; synaptic vesicle. NCBI's taxonomy places the organism in Eukaryota, Metazoa, Arthropoda, Insecta, Diptera, Drosophilidae.